AGUGAAGUUUCGGCUCGAGCCGUGCUCUCGGUUGUUUUUGUUUUAGCGGGCGGCGGGCUCCGUGACAGGGUCUCCCCUCCCUAGUUUCUCUCAUUCACCAUCGGAAGUUGACUGUAUAAAGUGAACGGGAGGCAGACCUGUGGAACGCAGCACGCUGGGAAGCUAAAUGGGUGCCGCUUCGAGCGCGGAGGGCGAGAGGGAGCCGCUGCUCGCGGGCGUCCCGGCGGAGGCGCGCCUACAGCCUGCCUACAGCCGGGUGUUCGGCCGAAGAUGGCUCGUGCUCGUCAUCUUCUCGCUGCUGGCCUUCAUGCAGGGCAUGGUGUGGAACACGUGGGGCCCGAUCCAGAACUCGGCCAAGCACGCGUACGGCUUCUCGGACACGGACAUCGCCGUCCUGGUGCUGUGGGGCCCCAUCGGCUACAUCCCCUGGCUGCUCUUCAUGUGGCUCAUGGACAAGAAAGGCCUGCGCUCCUCGUUGCUGCUGUCGACCCUGUUCAUGGUGGCGGGCGCCGGCAUGCGGGUCAUCCCCCUGCAGGACCUUCGCCUGAGAAGAUGGCUCAUCCACGGGGGUCAGCUGCUGAACGGUCUCGCGGGACCGACCAUAAUGAGCGCGGGACCCCUGCUCUCCACCACGUGGUUCGCGCCGGAUCAGAGAGCCACGGCGACGGCGGUCGCGUCCCUUGUCGGCUACCUGGGUUCGGCGGGGUCCUUCCUCAUCGGACCCCUCCUCGUCCCGGCGCCCAACGACACGGCAGCGGCGCACAAAGUGAGCGCCUGGGACGUCAACCACAUCGAGGAGCGGCUCCAGCUCGUUCUCUAUGCAGAGUUUUUCGUGAUCGCCGUGCUCUUUGGGGCCGUGCUCUUCUACUUCCCCUCUCGGCCCCCGGUGCCCCCCAGCGUGGCCGCCGCCAGCCAGAGGCUCAGCUACAGGAGCAGCAUCUGCAGACUGCUCAGCAACGUGCGCUUCCUCAUGAUCGCGCUGGCUUACUCUGUGCCCACGGGGGUGGUGGCCGGCUGGUCCGGAGUCCUGGACAUGAUCCUCACGCCUGCCAAGGUCAGCCAGGUGGAUGCGGGAUGGAUCGGUUUCUGGUCUGUCGUCGGAGGGUGCGUGUUUGGAGUGGCCAUGGCCAGGUUUGCGGACUCCAUCCGGGGGAUGCUCAAGCUCAUCCUGGUGCUGAUGCUGGCAGGUGCAUCUUUGGCUUCCACCUGGUUCACCCUCACCUGCCUGACCCGGGUCACCCAUCUCCCCUCCACCGCUGCCACUCUCUACACGUCCUGCAUCCUCGUGGGUAUUUUCAUCAACAGCAGCGUGCCCAUCUUCUUCGAGCUCUUCAUUGAGACGGUGUACCCGGUGCCCGAAGGAAUCACGUGUGGCGUGGUCACCUUCCUGAGCAAUCUCUUCACCGGCCUGCUGCUUUUCUUCCUCACCUUCUACAUCACAGACCUGUCGUGGCUCAACUGGUGUCUCACAGGUUCCUGUCUCUUCAGCCUCGUCCUCAUCGUCUUCUUCAGGGAAUCCUACGACCGCCUCUACCUGGACGUCUUUGUCUCCGUCUGAGUGACCCUCCCUUCAAAGACUGGAACCUUUUACCCAUGAGCCUCCUUGCUCCAAAUUGCACAGAAGAAAGAAAACGCAGAGACUGAAGGCACAAUAUAUCCCUUUCUUUCAAUGGACGUUUUAAUGUUUUUUGUUUUCUAGAAAGAAUAAGAAAAAUGUUUAAUAUUUAUCAAAAUGGUGAUUAUGCAUUUUGUAUUAAUUUAAAACCACAGCUAAUCAAAGGUCCUUAAAUGUUAGGUAGGAGAAUAAAGUCGAUGUUUGUGUCGGCAUGCCCACUAGUUCUCUAGUUCUCUGAGACCUGUUGUAAAUUCCGGUUGUUGUUUUUAAAGUGCUGUACAAUUGUAACAUGAGCUCUGGGCGUGGCAUGAGGGGAAAUUUUGCUCGUUGUUUACAUAUUCUUGUUUAUGAGAAGCAUUAAAAGUCCUAGAUAUCUUCUUUGUUCGACUCCGAUUGGAGAAGAGAGAGAUCAACAGAAACACUCAACGUGUCUGAGUUGCUCACACGGGAACACGUUGUUUUAAAAGUUAUACUUUGAGGUUUUUUUUUUUUUUUUUUAAUUGGAGGUGAUUGCUUCUUUUGAAAUUGAAGGUCUUCUCCCUUCAAAUAUUUAACUAGCAGUCAAAUUCUCUGUUUUUCCAAUCAGAUAGUUGAUUGGAUGUCAGUCCAGCGCAUACAAGUGUCAAAGGUGCUGAUUGGAUGAGACCAGGCAAGCGCUUUUCUGUGACGCACCAAUGGAAAAACAUCUUUAGCUUUCUGGGGAAGAUGUAGAUUUAAUGAAAGGCAUUUUGUGAACUGUUCUUUUCAUGUGUUGCAAUGGUAAUUUCAGACAUUUUUACAUAUUUUUUAAAACGUUUCUUGCAUGUUUACAUUAUUUCAGUGGCCAAUACACUAACUCAGAGAAGUCUAUUUAAUAAAGCAUGUUUUGUGAAGUGGAAAACUAGAACUGGAAUAUUACAUAUCUGGGGCCUGUACUGUAAAGGCCACCUGCUUUAUUGAAGAAAUGUACAGUUACAAUACCGAGAAAUGUAAUACACCCUGCUUACCAGCAGGGGUCAUGGUGUGCAAGAGCUAAUUUCAUUUGCCGAAGGAAUAAAAAGGAAAUUGGGUAAGAGGAUUGCCGAUCCCUUCGGACACAAAUGUAGGUGGCGUAAUGCUUAAGGACACAGAUUUGUAACAUGAAGGUUAUUGGAUCAAGUACUGGAAGGGAUCCUGCUGUAGUACCCUUGAAAAGGGUGCUGCAUGAAUGGGCACAGUUAUGAGGCACUCUGUCAAACCUUCAGUGGAGCAUUUUGGUAAUAAUGCUAGUAAUAAAUAAAAAUGCUCUUAUAUAGUAUAGGAUAAUGUGGGCACCACAGAUAUCGAUUACUUUUAGAAUUAAUCUUAGGGAUUAAAAAUAGCAAAUCGGGUCAUGGGCUGAGCACAGAAUAGGAAUGAGAGUUGAGGUAGGAACCGUAUUGCAUAAAUUCUGAGCGGAUUUUAGCGGACAAGCAGCACGCCUCCGGCACGGGUCUGCGGGCGAAACAGAAUUUAGCGUAGCGUGUGGACGAAAGAUAGUGUAGCAACUGGAUUUUGUGAUUCGGUGCUGGAUAGGGACAUCACACAACCUGUCUAGCUCCUUGUGCGCUCUCAGGAUCGGGCAGUUGGGGUGAUUCUUGGGACCGGGUUCACCGUGGAUUUGUUGGAUUUGUUGACGGUACCCGCUGUCUGUUGUACGUAGACCUGUCCGUGCUUUGUGAACGGUUGCCUUAAUAUUCAGUGACCUGUGGAUUUUUGUGUUUCCCACCACUUACGACACUGUGAUGAACAUGUUCUUGUACCAUAGAGCAGUUGAAGAUGUACCUGGUGUGCAUUGCUCAGCUAGGAUCCAGGUGUUACUGCCAUUAAACAUGUCAAAUGUGUA
Scleropages formosus (Asian bonytongue) is the source of this 3458-nucleotide messenger RNA. RefSeq names its product solute carrier family 49 member 4 (gene slc49a4). Gene Ontology annotation, molecular function: transmembrane transporter activity. NCBI's taxonomy places the organism in Eukaryota, Metazoa, Chordata, Actinopteri, Osteoglossiformes, Osteoglossidae. Gene Ontology annotation, biological process: transmembrane transport. Gene Ontology annotation, cellular component: intracellular membrane-bounded organelle; membrane. The coding region runs from base 167 to 1558 and encodes 463 amino acids. The record is from RefSeq and is a predicted model, not a curated record. The transcript is spliced from 9 exons.